CAGCAGCAGCAGCAGCAACCGCCGCCAUGGGAGUGCCGAAAUUUUACCGUUGGAUCUCGGAGCGGUACCCUUGCCUCAGCCAGGUGGUGAAGGAGCAUCAGAUUCCAGAGUUUGACAACUUGUACCUGGACAUGAAUGGUAUCAUUCAUCAGUGUUCACACCCUAAUGAUGAUGAUGUUCACUUCAGAAUCUCAGAAGACAAGAUCUUUGCUGAUAUAUUUCACUAUUUGGAAGUAUUGUUUCGCAUUAUUAAACCAAGGAAGGUUUUCUUCAUGGCAGUAGAUGGAGUUGCUCCAAGGGCAAAAAUGAACCAGCAGCGUGGCAGACGUUUUAGGUCAGCAAAGGAGGCAGAGGACAAAAUAAAGAAGGCAUUAGAGAAAGGAGAGACUCUGCCGACAGAAGCUAGAUUUGAUUCCAAUUGCAUUACACCAGGGACUGAAUUCAUGGCCAGGUUGCAUGAACAUCUGAAGUAUUUUGUAAAUAUGAAGAUUUCAACAGACAAAUCCUGGCAAGGCGUAACUGUCUACUUAUCAGGCCAUGAGACACCUGGAGAAGGGGAACAUAAAAUUAUGGAAUUUAUAAGGUCAGAGAAAGCAAAGCCUGACCACGAUCCAAACACAAGGCACUGUCUGUACGGUUUGGAUGCUGACUUGAUUAUGCUUGGACUGACAAGUCAUGAGCCACAUUUUUCCCUUUUAAGAGAAGAGGUCCGGUUUGGUGGCAAAAAGUCGCAAAGAGCGUGUGCCCCAGAAGAAACCACUUUUCAUUUACUGCACUUGUCAUUAAUGAGAGAAUAUAUUGACUAUGAAUUUUCACCAGUUAAAGACAAGAUAUCGUUUACAUAUGAAAUUGACAGAAUAAUAGAUGACUGGAUCUUAAUGGGCUUUCUUGUUGGAAAUGAUUUUAUCCCUCAUCUACCUCACUUUCAUAUUAACCAUGAUGCACUGCCACUGCUGUAUAGAACAUACAUGGAUAUUUUGCCUAAACUUGGAGGUUACAUUAAUGAAAGUGGGCACCUCAACUUACCUCGCUUUGAGAAAUACCUUACAAAAUUGUCAGAUUUUGACCGUGAGCAUUUCAGUGAAAUCUUUUUAGAUCUGAAGUGGUUUGAAAGCAAAGUGGGCAAUAAAUAUCUGAAUGAGGCAGCUGGUAUUGCUGCGGAAGAAUCAAGAAUGCAAAAGAAGCGCAAGGCUCAGGAAAAUGCUAUGUGCUUGGCUGCUUUGGAGAAAACUGACAAUGGAACCGUAGCAUCUUUAAAAACUUCGUUAGAAGAUGAGCCAGAAGAUGAUGAUUUGUUUGAGACAGAGUUUAGGCAAUACAAAAGAACAUACUAUAUGACCAAGAUGGGUGUAGAAGUAGUUUCAGAUGCCUUUCUAGCUGACCAGGCAGAAUGUUACGUCCAGGCAAUACAGUGGAUAUUGCACUACUACUACCAUGGGGUUCAGUCGUGGAGCUGGUUCUACCCCUACCAUUAUGCACCUUAUCUCUCAGAUAUCUGCAACAUCAGUGAACUGAAAAUCCACUUGGAUUUAGGAAAACCAUUCAUGCCAUUUGAACAGCUUCUUGCAGUACUUCCAGCAGCCAGCAAGGAUUUGCUGCCAAAAUGCUACCAGCAUUUGAUGACUGGUGAAGAGUCUCCCAUUAUUGAAUAUUAUCCAACUGAAUUUAAAACUGAUCUAAAUGGAAAGCAACAAGAAUGGGAAGCAGUGGUUUUAAUACCAUUUAUUGAUGAGAAACGAUUGUUAGAAGCGAUGGGAUCCUGCAACAAGUUCUUGACAGCAGAAGAAAAGCAAAGAAAUAGGCACAGUGAAUGCCUGAUGUACUUCUAUGAUAAAGAUGCAGAGUUCCAGUACCUGUCUCCUUGGCCAGAGAAGUUCCCUUCCAUAGAAAGAUGCCAUGCAAAGCAUAAAGCUAUGUCUCUGGACGUCUGGCGUGUAGAUAUAGCCCAAAAUAAAAUAACUAAAUUGGAUAUGGAGAGGCUGUAUUUCUGUGGCUUUCCUACUCUGAAGCACAUUAAUCAUAAGUUCUAUCUGAAAAAAAGUGGGGUACAAGUUUUUCAACAGAGCAGCCAUGGAGAAAAUAUGCUACUGGAAAUAAUGGUUUCCAAUGAUUCAGAGGAACUAAAUGCUGAAAAUGUAGCCUCUUUGGUGCUUGGGAAAUCAAUAUUUGUUAACUGGCCUCACUUGGAAGAAGCCAGAGCUGUUGCUGUAUCUGAUGGUGAAACUAAGUUUCAGCUGGAGGAGCCUCCUGGAACACAGAAGCUCUAUAUGGGGAAUGCUUCCCCACCAACUAAAGCAACAUUUGUUCGAGAUAAAGAACAGAAUAUCUGGGUGAAAGAAAUCCAAGGAAUUUCAGAACAUUACCAGAGAAGAAAAGGAGUAAUCAUAAAUGAAACAUCUGCAGUUGUUUAUGCUCAAUUGCUAACUGGGCGUAGAUACCAGUUAAAUCAAAGUGGUGAAGUGUAUUUGGAGAAGCAGUGGUCCAAGCAAGUUCUGCCUUUUGCAUACCAAACAAUUGUCAGGGAUAUAAAGGCCUUCAAUACCCGCUUCCCCAAUCUCAAAACUUUGGAUGACCUCUUCCCUCUGGGAUGUACAGUCUUCAUGCUGGGAUCACCUUAUUAUGGCUGCACAGGAGAAGUUCAGGAUUCAUGCGAUGUUAUCUUGGAAGGCAGAAUUCGUGUUGUUUUCAACAUUCCAUGUGAACCUCAGCUGGAUGCCUUAAUACAGAAUCAGCAUAAAUACUCUGUGAAGUACAAUCCUGGAUAUGUAUUGGCCAGUCGUCUUGGAGUGAGUGGCUAUCUUGUUUCGAGAUUUACAGGAAGCAUUUUUAUUGGAAGAGGAUCCCGGAGAAAUCCACAUGGAGACCAUAAAGCAAAUGUAGGGUUGAACUUAAAAUUCAAUAAAAAGAAUGAAGAAGUCCCUGGCUAUACCAAGAAAGUUGGAAACGAGUGGAUGUAUUCCUCAGCUGUAGAGCAACUCCUUGCUGAAUAUCUAGAAAGGGUCCCAGAACUUUUUAGUUACCUAGCCAAAAAUGGUCAGGAGGACAUAUUCUACGAAGAUGACAUUUGGCCAGGUGAAGAAGAGAAUGGUGCUGAGAAGGUUCAAGAAAUCAUGGCGUGGCUAAAGGCUCAUCCUGUCAGUGCACUGUCUCGUUCCUCUUGUGAUUUGCAAAUUUUGGAUAUGGCUAUUGUCGAAAAGAUUGAAGAAGAAGUAGAAAAGUGCAAGCAAAGGAAAAGCAAUAAGAAAGUGCGUGUGACAGUGAAACCUCACUUGUUAUUCAGGCCUUUAGAACAGCAGCAUGGAAUUAUACCAGAUCGAGAUGCAGAAUAUCGACUAUUUGACCGUGUUGUUAAUGUGAGAGAGAGUUUUUCCGUUCCCCUUGGACUUCGUGGCACUGUGAUAGGAAUUAAAGGAGCCAGCAGAGAAUCUGAUGUUCUGUAUGAAGUACUGUUUGAUGAAGAGUUUCAUGGAGGCUUAACAAUAAGGAGCUCACCUGGCAGAGGGUACCGCAUUCCAGCCAGUGCCUUAAUCAACCUUUCUUAUGGUAAUCGGUCUGAAACAGGAAAUCAGAAGCUAACUGCCAUAGUUAAACCUCAGCCAGCUGUGAGUCCCUACAGCUCAUACUCACCCGAAUCAUUUUCUGUAUCUACACAAAAAGCACAUCAAGGAAGUCUCAACCAUUCUCCUCGCUCCCUCUUUGUUCCAACUCGACAAGUGAAUGGAAGACAGCAUAACAAUCCCAAGGUUGAAAUCCAAGGCAAUUCAAAUUCCCUCCAGAAAGGAGCAUAUUUAAGCAGCAAUCAGAAACACAAAGCUCAAGAUAAGCAAGAUGAUGAAUUUUGCAGCAUAUGGCAAUCAUUGCAGAGCUCUGGAAAGUCUCAGUCUGCCCAACAUGAAAGGCAUGAGAAGGGUGGAAUUUUACCUCAAUACAUAAAGCUAAAUACGGGUGGUCAGUUCUGCAAACCAGGCUUCAAUGAAAGUAGCUUCAAAGGUCAGCAAAGAAAACAGGAAUCUUUCAGGAAGUCUAAAGACGACUCUAAAGGUCCAAGAACUGACAGCCAAACACAUAAAGGAUCAAAUAAACCGAAUUUUGCAGGUGCUAAUAAGUAUAGUGUGAAGCUAUUGAAGAGGAAUGAAGCCACCAAUGAGCCAGUAGAACCAAAGCCUGCAGUUAACAAUCCCAGUAUAACCGAGAAGAACGGAUCUGAACUUGAAGACAUUCUGGCAUCUUUGAAAAUUUUCAAAGAAAAAGAGGUGCCACAGUCAUAUCCCAAGGAACCAACUAAUGAAGAACACUUGUCUCCACAGUCUUUUGCUAUGAAAGGAACACAGAUGCUCAAAGAAAUUUUGAAGAUAGAUGGUUCUGACACAGCAGAAGCAAAGCCAGUGGUGAAUGAAGUGUCAGCUCCAACUUGUAGGCAGGAUUCUUGUGCGCCUACCUCACAACAUGCCAAAAAGAUGGCUGCUUUCAUGAACAAAUCCCCUGGCACAGCAGGACCUCAGAACACUCAGGGCAUGGAGGUUGGAGGCCACCCACUACUUGGACCACCAAACUCAUUAUCCACUCCAGUAUCUGAGCUUUCUCGUAUCUGUUCCCUUCUGGGAAUGCUGCAGCCAGAUUUCUCAUUUCUUAGAACACCACAGACGAUGACAGUUUGUCAAGUAAAGCUAUCAAAUGGUUUAUUAGUACACGGACCUCAAUGUCACUCUGAAAAUGAAGCUAAGGAGAAAGCAGCACUUUUUGCUCUGCAGCAGUUGAGCUCUGUUGGGAUGAACUUUCCUCUUCCACCACCACCUGUAUUUCCAAAUUAUCAACCCAUGGGAGCUCUUGUGCCUCCUGGAUCCAUUCCUCCAGUCUUCACCCAGCACACUGCUAAUUUGUUUCCUUCACCACCUCAUGCGUUUGGCCCAGUGCCAUGGGGAGCACCAGUUCCAGUCCAUGGGAAACCUUACUUUCCUGGUUCCUAUCCUGGGAAUAUGCCUUUUGCUGGCACUGUACCAGCUGGUGCACACAAUCAGUUUAUACCCUUGCAGGUAACUAAGAAAAGGGUUGCCAGCAAGACUAAUGUUGAGCCAAAGGAGUUCCCAGGUUCUCUUCAAAAUGUGCAGUUAAAGAAUGAACAGUCAAGCAUUGACACUACAAAAAUGAACCCACAGGAUGCUUCUUCAGAACAUUUAAGGUCUCAUCAAGCUGCUCCAUCUUUCCAAGAGAAAAUGGCUCCUCCAGGCUCAGUUGCAUCUCGUAAGAAAUCAACACCAAAUGUGUCUACCAAGCGAAAGCCCAGAAAAUUGGCUGUCAAUUUUGGUGCACCCAAAUCAUCAGAAUAAGUAUGGGUCAUGGAUUACUUUACAUUUCCUUAGUGUUAUAAAACCAAUAAAUAUUAUUUAAAAA
This is a messenger RNA of Lacerta agilis (Sand lizard), 5391 nucleotides long. It is a transcript of the gene XRN1, whose product is annotated as 5'-3' exoribonuclease 1. Gene Ontology annotation, biological process: nuclear-transcribed mRNA catabolic process; rRNA catabolic process. Lineage: Eukaryota; Metazoa; Chordata; Lepidosauria; Squamata; Lacertidae. Gene Ontology annotation, molecular function: RNA binding; 5'-3' RNA exonuclease activity. Gene Ontology annotation, cellular component: nucleus. The transcript has 43 exons. Bases 27 to 5327 code for a protein of 1766 amino acids. The record is from RefSeq and is a predicted model, not a curated record.